This is a messenger RNA of Linum trigynum, 3612 nucleotides long. NCBI's taxonomy places the organism in Eukaryota, Viridiplantae, Streptophyta, Magnoliopsida, Malpighiales, Linaceae. The record is from the annotation of a GenBank genome assembly.
GCUAAUUGCCUUGGUAGCCGUUGGAAUCGCGGAAUAAAAUUUUGAAUUUUUCUAAUGAUACAAACAUGAAAGCGUGAAUAUUUCAAUAAAAUGUUUGACUAACUUUCAUAAGCCCCCAAUUUUAGUGAUAUUAACUCCAUAGUUCAUACUAAUCCACCUCUCCAAGAUAAAUGACACUUUGAAUUAGCGUGAAACCUAAUAGCGUUGUUCUUUACGGGUAAUCAUUUCCUCCUCAAUAUAGGAUUUUGGUUGAUAUUUACAUGGGCCUAAGCAUAUUGGGCCAUCAACCUUAAACCCGAUACAGUUUUGAAAAAGGAGAAUUUUAUCAAACGCGUUAACUUGCUAUUGACCUCGCCGAAAUCGUAAACGAAGUCAUAGCCGUCCAUGUCUUCAUCGGACGGUUCCUAUGCUCUCGAACCUUCUCGAAUUUCGCACCCUCCUCCUCCUUUGCCCUACGCUCCCCAUCCCCAAAGCUUAUAAAACCAUCCUCAAGCUCAACCCCGUAUUCCUCCACUGAGAUCUGAAAGUGAAGCUCGAUAAACCCUAAUCGAGCUCUUCAGAUCUAUAAAUUUUCUUUCCCCCGUUUUUUUUAAGCUUUCGUUGCCUUCGUUUGUUCUUUCUCCGCCGGCAAUAUGGCGAAAGGUGAAGGUCCAGCCAUCGGUAUCGAUCUCGGAACUACAUACUCCUGCGUCGGAGUAUGGCAGCACGACAGGGUCGAGAUCAUCGCCAAUGAUCAGGGCAACAGGACGACGCCGUCCUAUGUUGCCUUCACUGAUACCGAGCGUUUGAUCGGUGAUGCCGCGAAGAAUCAGGUCGCCAUGAACCCCAUCAACACCGUCUUCGAUGCGAAGCGGUUGAUUGGGAGAAGAUUCACUGACGCUUCCGUCCAGGGUGACAUGAAGCUGUGGCCUUUUAAGUUGGUCUCUGGUGUCGGAGACAAACCAAUGAUUGUUGUCACCUACAAGGGCGAGGAGAAGACAUUUGCAGCUGAGGAGAUCUCCUCCAUGGUGCUCAUCAAGAUGCGUGAGAUUGCUGAGGCUUAUCUUGGUACCACCAUCAAGAACGCAGUUGUGACUGUUCCAGCUUAUUUCAACGAUUCCCAGAGGCAGGCCACCAAGGAUGCCGGUGUUAUUGCUGGUCUCAAUGUCAUGAGAAUCAUCAAUGAGCCUACCGCUGCUGCCAUUGCUUAUGGUCUUGACAAGAAGGCCACAAGUGUUGGGGAGAAGAACGUGUUGAUCUUUGACCUUGGUGGCGGUACUUUUGAUGUUUCUCUGUUGACUAUUGAAGAGGGUAUCUUUGAAGUGAAGGCAACUGCUGGAGACACUCAUCUUGGUGGUGAAGAUUUUGACAACAGAUUGGUGAACCAUUUCGUUCAGGAGUUCAAGAGGAAGAACAAGAAGGAUAUCAGUGGAAACCCCAGGUCUCUGAGGAGGUUGAGGACUGCUUGUGAAAGAGCAAAGAGGACCCUCUCGUCCACUGCCCAGACCACCAUUGAGAUUGAUUCUCUCUAUGAGGGAAUUGAUUUCUACUCCACUAUCACCCGUGCCAGAUUUGAGGAGCUCAACAUGGAUCUCUUCAGGAAGUGCAUGGAGCCAGUGGAGAAGUGUUUGAGGGAUGCCAAGAUGGACAAGAGCACUGUCCACGAUGUUGUUCUUGUCGGUGGAUCCACCAGGAUUCCCAAGGUCCAGCAGCUCCUUCAGGACUUCUUCAACGGCAAGGAGCUUUGCAAGAGCAUCAACCCAGAUGAGGCCGUUGCUUAUGGUGCUGCAGUCCAAGCUGCCAUCUUGAGUGGUGAAGGCAACGAGAAGGUUCAGGAUCUUCUUCUCUUGGAUGUCACUCCUCUGUCCCUUGGUCUUGAGACUGCCGGAGGUGUCAUGACUGUUUUGAUCCAAAGGAACACCACCAUUCCCACCAAGAAGGAGCAGGUCUUCUCAACCUACUCAGACAACCAGCCUGGUGUGCUUAUCCAAGUCUACGAGGGUGAGAGGGCCAGGACCAAGGACAACAACUUGCUCGGCAAGUUCGAGUUGUCCGGGAUCCCACCAGCACCACGUGGAGUACCACAGAUCAACGUGUGCUUCGACAUUGAUGCCAAUGGUAUCCUGAAUGUCUCUGCUGAGGACAAGACCACGGGACAGAAGAACAAGAUCACCAUCACCAAUGACAAGGGUAGGUUGUCCAAGGACGAGAUCGAGAAGAUGGUCCAGGAGGCUGAGAAGUACAAGUCAGAGGAUGAGGAGCACAAGAAGAAGGUCGAGGCCAAGAAUGCCGUUGAGAACUACGCCUACAACAUGAGGAACACCAUCAAGGACGAGAAGAUUGCUGCCAAGCUCGAUGCCGCCGACAAGAACAAGAUCGAGGAUGCCAUUGAGAAGGCCAUCCAGUGGCUCGACAACAAUCAGCUUGGUGAGGCUGAUGAGUUCGAGGACAAGUUGAAGGAGCUUGAAGGCAUCUGCAACCCCAUCAUCGCCAAGAUGUACUCUGCUGGUGGCGGCCCUGGCAUGCCCGGUGGUGGCAUGGAUGAAGAUGAUGUUCCUCCUUCAGGUAGCAGCGGUGCUGGUCCCAAGAUCGAAGAGGUCGACUAAGUUGUCUGCCUGGUUUCUUAUCCCUGAGGGUUUCUGCUCUUUUGAAUUGUUUUUUUGAAGAUGGAUAUUUUGUUUGAUUUUCUCAUUUGGAUUUUGUCGGGGGAAGGGUUAAGUGAUUGCAAGCUGGUGGCUUGCUUAUUUUGAACUGGUACUGGUUUAUGUUAUUUUUUGCCUUAUGAAUGAUAUUACCUCUCUUUGACAAUUGCAAUUUCUGUCCUUCAAUGAUUUUAUAUCAUUUUGCUUUUUUCAUGUUUAUGCUUGACAUCGUACUGUGGAGCGCCUACUCGAGUGGAUGGCAGAAACUGGUUUUAACUUUUAAGACCAUCUCCAUCCCCAAGUUUUAGCAAUAGCCAAGGUAUUGUUAAGGUGACAUGGAGCUAAUGUGGCAAAACUUUAGGAAUGCCACACGUGUGUAAUUGUUUUCUUUUUCUUAGUUAGACAAUGUCUUCAGUUCUAAAAUGUUUGGUAGAUUUAAUUGGUGGGUGGGAUACAUUUUAGAAAUUAUUGCUAACAUAUUUUGGGAUGUUGAUGACAUAUUUUGGGAUGUUGAUAACUAGAAAUUGCUAAGUGAAAAAUUUAUAAAUUACUAAAUUUGAUGACGUGGUUGUAGGGGCCACAUUUAGAAAUUAGGGACUAAUUUUAGGGAUGGAAAUGGUCUAGAGUUUGAAUUCCACACGUCUCAUUUGGGCACGUGGGGUGGCUCGAGGUCUGCGGACCUGCACACCUUACAAGAAGAAAAAUUAGACUUUGUAUUUAAUGUGAAUCGAUUGACCGACAUCCUAUUUGACUCAAUUAUGAACCAAAAUAGAUAAGGAGACCUCAUAUUUGAUCCAUAUCAGCAAAGCUACUUGGGCCAACAAGUUUUCUUUGCCUCAAGUUUUCUGGUGAAGUUGCAAAGUUCUUCACUUUCGUUUCUCUCCAAAUAUCUCCAAAACUCUACAAAUAUGAUUUGGCGGUUUGAGAUUCGUAUUCAUGGUUAUUUCUAGACUCUGAGAACUAAGAUGUAAAAGAAAAUAAGAAUUGAAAU